This is a messenger RNA of Moneuplotes crassus, 759 nucleotides long. NCBI's taxonomy places the organism in Eukaryota, Ciliophora, Spirotrichea, Euplotida, Euplotidae. The record is from the annotation of a GenBank genome assembly.
UACUAACAUGGAGUUAAAACCAUUCCUUACAAAACAACUUACUUUGAAGAAAGCUAUCCCCCAAAUUACCUCAGCUGACAGAGUCAAAAGAUCAUUAUUAAGUCCAAUCGUCAAGGGAGUCAGACACCCAAAGAUUUCUCUUAGGGAAAAGGCAUCUGCCGGGAUUAACAAAGUUUGUCUGAGCAAAUCAGCCAAACUCCAAAACCAGAAAUGAGGAGUUGAGAAGUUGUCACUCCUGAGCACAGAAAACUUACCUCAAAAGCUCAAACUUAGCUUGAGAAAGUCUCAGAAAGCCAAAUCUCAUAAGGUUCCUAAAACAAGUGAAAUGAAGAACAUCAUCAAGGCUAUAGUCUCUUCGAAGAGAGGAAGAAGGAACAUCAGAACUCACCACAGAAACACUUGUAAAAGAAAGUCUAGAAGAGUAUUCUCUGCUGAGCCAAUUGAAACCGACCAACACCAGAUGGACGAAGAAGAUAUCAAUAAAAUUAUGGAAGUCCACAACAGAAUGAUCAAGCAUGUGAACUUGAAGUUGAGACAGAAUAAGAUCAUGAACGGAAGAUUCUUCUCUCCUCAUGUUCUAAGACAGAAGGCUUCAAUCUUUCAAAGAUUAAGCGACUCUUCAAACACAGAAGGCUCAGAUAUUGACAAGAGGAAUGAUGCUAUUGAUGAAGAAAGAAAGCUUCCUCUGAUCAAAGACUGAAGUUCUACUCAAUAACUUGCCUAAAACUUAAUUACUCACUACUAAUUACUUUUACUUUC